CCUCCUCCUCUGUCUCCGCUCCGCACUGCUGGCCUGUAUCCGCUGUGUGUCACAGGCAGCAUCUCAGCGUCAGAACGUUUGGCGAGGGAAAACGCGGACUGCGGUGGCAACACUGCGUGCUUAUUCUUCGUUGGGACGUUUUGGGGGACAAAAGGAUUGUAUUUUAAUCUCCGCGGUGUUUUGCACUGUUUCUGACGAUAAUUUCUUGCCUUGACACCCCCUCCCCUCCCCUCUCCCCAUAUCCCGAUUGUGUGGAUGGUUGACUGCAGAUUUGAUGGUGCUGAGCAGGCUCGUUUGAUUGAAGGCUUGCGGCCAGGGGGCAUCUGUGGGGCCGCAGAGAGAGACAAACCUCUGUCCACGGGUGCGACUCUUCUCUGCACUGUGACUGUGAAUGGACUGCGCUCCAUCCUUGAUUUUCUGCAGUCGCUCUGAGUCAUUUGUGGAAGAAGAUGGCGGACAGGGCUGAGAUGUUUUCCCUAUCCACUUUCCAUUCCCUCUCUCCCCCCGGCUGCAGGCCAGCCCAUGACAUCAGCCUGGAGGAGUUUGAUGAUGAAGAUCUCUCUGAAAUCACAGACGACUGUGGGAUUGGACUCAACUAUGACUCUGAUCCAUAUGAGAAGGACUCCCUCAUUCUGGAGAAGAAUGAUACACACCACCCAGUCUGCUCCUUCCAGGAUGACUUCCAAGAGUUUGAGAUGAUCGACGAUGAAGAUGAGGAUGACGAGGAGGAAGAGGAUGAAGACGAAGAGGUUGACCCAGAUGCACCCCCGUCACCUUCUGCCUCCCCUCCUCCCUCCCCUACUCUUGGCACUCUGAAGAGCAGGCCCACCACAUUGAACCUCACCACUGCUGUGUCACAGGAUUCUCUGAAUAACAACAGCAGUUUGUCCCCAAAGAAAGGAAGCUGGCAGGACUCGUUACGCAACCCAGCCUCACAAGGCCGUCUGUCUCCAACCCACUCAUGUCUGGAAGAUGGUAGCCAUGUGACAGGCCAUUGUCCAGCUUCUCCAGUUUCCCAAGCACCAGGGUCUCAGAGCAAAGGUACUCCACCAAAACAGGCAGGGGAGGGUGUGAAAAUCCAGUCCCCUCACAGGCCCCUUCUGUGCGACAUGGAGGGCAACAGACGGGAGAGGCUUGAAUACGGCUCAUUUGGUCAGCACAAGUCCCACCCUUGCUCUGACAAUGGCACUGACCAAAAGGUAGAUCCUUCGAUCCAGACUGUAAGGGUACCAUCCAUAGAUGAGCGUUCUCAGUGUUCAGAUACAGAGGUGGACCAUGACCUCAACAGUGAUCACAACCACAAACACUCAAACCGGCGUGCCACCGACACCUACACAAUCACCAGCGAGUCAGGUAUGGAACCGGAGAACGACCUAGACCCAGAUGGAACCAGUCGAUGCUUGUCAUCCACUGCACCCAUGGGAGCCAACGACGGUGCUGAUACACCCUUGUCUGAUGAGGAGCUGGAGAAGGACUUUGAAGUAGAGUUCAUGUGUAAGGAGACCUACGAUAUGGUUAUUAAGGAGAAUCAGUCAUCAUACGUGGAAUUCCCCUCCAUUGAACCCUCUGAUCUCGCCUCCUUCUCCAGCUAUGUGUCCUCCAGUCGCUCAGAUGCUCUUGACCAGUCCAACAGUUCAAAUGCUCCGGCAUCUGCCAUAGGUACAGCAGCUAACGACUCCACUUCUCCAUCCUCAGACCCAGGUAUAGCAGAUAUGAACCAGAAGGGUUACUUGACUUCGGACCAGGACAAGGACCUAAGCUCUCCAGGCUCUGACUCUGACAUUGAAGGGGAACUGGAGGCAGCUUUUGCCUGUGGAGGACCAGUGGUCUCUAACAUGAUCUCCUCUAUCUCGGAGACAGAGCUGGACUUGACCAGUGAUGACAGUAGCAGUGGACGCUCAUCUCACCUCACCAACUCCAUUGAGGAGGCCAGCUCACCUACAUCAGACCAGGAACUUGACCCAGACACAGAGUUAGAGCAAGACAGUGGCAUUGUGGGACUGAAAGCAUCCCUACUUCUAGGCCAGCCUGACCCAAUCAAAGAAGGGUCUCCUUUACCUUCUCCUUCUCCUCUACCAUCACCCACUAUUGCUACGCCAUCACCUGUUGACUCACCCAUCUUGCCUCCUGAGACCUACUCUGAUGGCCAAGCUCUGAUGGGGCUGCAGAAUAUGGAUGAUGAGCUUUCCUGUGAGCACCAGGCUGACCCUGAUGAGACUCUGCCACCAGCCCAACGCUGUGAAGACAGCCUGUCUAGACAAAUGGUGCUGCAGAUAGAACCAGACCACAGUCUAGAGAGCUUUAAGCGUUCCUUCUACCUGCCAGUUGGACCCAGGCUAAUGCCCAGUGCUGACGAUUAUGAUGGAACCAGUGAGGGAGACUCAGAAUCAGAAAGUGAAGAUGACCUGAGCGAGAACUCAGACUCACCUUGGCUGCUCAGCAACCUGGUCAACAGGAUGAUCUCAGAGGGUUCAUACCCAAUUAGUUGUCCCGAGGAGUGCUUCAAGAGGAAGGUUUCUGUGUCAGAUACCAUCUCACCAUCUUCAGACAUUGGAGAGGGAGAUGGUUUCAAUGAUGAAGACCAAGAGAAGAAAGCAGAGAUGGAGGGAUCAGAAGAAAAAGAGAAGAAAUGUGAAGGGUACAGAAAAGAAAGGAUGGAACCGGGAGAGAGGAGGAAUAGAGUGGAGACUUCGAAAGAAGGAUCAAUGAUAAAACCCUGUCUCUAUAUGAGCAACCCUACUAAUGACACCAUAACCCCUCUUACUUUGGAGCGCUGUGCGGACAAUGGGAUGGGAGCCAGAGAUUUCACCUCCUCAUAUACCACUAAAGAAUCUGAGAAGAACUUCACAGACAAACCAUGUAAGAAUGCCAUGAGACACGAUGAAGAUGAAGAGCCAAAUAAUGACUUAAUGAUGCUAGAGGGGAGGAAGGAUUUGGACUCACCGAGCCUCAGUGAGAGUGUGGUCAGUGACAAGGAUGAAGGACGAGAGACUGAGCCCAGGCCAACGAGCCGUUCAUCAGCUUCUCUUGAGCGAAUCACAGAGGUUAAAAACAGUCUGACACUGGACAUACCGACCACUCAGACUAACCGCUGCUUCAGCCUCACCUACUCCACAGAUAAUGAUGAAGAGGAGGAGGAUGGGGACUCUUAUCCAUUUAUGGGUGCCUUGAGGAAGCAGUCCUACAGGGGUAGUGAUUUAGAGCUUGACAGUUCACCACCUAUUGAUACCAGUGUGCAAGACCAUGCCUUAUCUGACCCUGACCUCCCACUGUGUGAGAAAGAUCUGGCUCUGAGGCAACCAAAUGAAGAUGAUGGACUGGCCUACGACUCCAUGAAGUACACGCUGGUGGUGGAUGAGAAUACUACACUGGAACUAGUCAGCCUCAGAAGGUGCACCUCCGUUCUGAGUGAUGACAGUGAGCUCUCCACACUAUGUGACGAGGAACCUUUGGGAACAGGAGAGGUGGGCUAUGAUCGUGAUGAAGAGGAAGUGGGACCAGAACUUCUCAGUUCUUCUGAGGACUCCUCCCCUGAGGCUGACCUCCCAUUCUCUAAGAAGUUCCUCAAUGUGUUUGUCAACAGCACCUCCCGCUCCUCUAGCACAGAAUCCUUUGGACUUUUUUCCUGUACCAUCAACGGAGAAGAGAGGGACCAGACACACAGGGCAGUCUACAGGUUCAUUCCCAGACAUGCAGAUGAGCUGGAACUAGAUGUGGACGACCCUCUAUAUGUGGAGGAAGAAGAGGAUGACUACUGGUACCGAGGUUAUAACAUGCGGACAGGAGAAAGGGGCAUUUUUCCUGCCUUCUAUGCCCAUGAGGUCAUAGGCCAGUCUAAGGAGUUGUUGGGCAUGAAAAGAAAUCCAGCGUGGAUCGAGACUUUCAGUGUUCAGUUUUUGGGGUCUGUUGAGGUACCUUAUCACCAAGGCAACGGGAUUCUCUGUGCUGCCAUGCAGAAAAUUGCGAUAUCAAGGAAACGGACGGUACAUGUGCGACCUCCUUCUUUGUGUGAAUUGGAGAUUAGCUUGCAAGGAGUGAAACUGAUUAUGAGCUUGGAGGAUGAAUAUGACACACUCGAUGAGUAUGACAGAUGUAGUCACUUCUUCCAGAUGAAGAACAUCUCAUUCUGUGGAUGCCAUCCAAGGAACAACUGCUACUUUGGAUUCAUCACUAAGCACCCAAUGCUGAACAGAUUUGCUUGCCACGUGUUUGUUUCCCAGGAGUCCAUGCGGCCUGUAGCAGAAUGUGUUGGACGAGCCUUCCAGGAGUACUACCAGGAACAUCUGGAGUACGCCUGCCCCACUGAGGACAUCUACCUGGAGUAAGAAGUGUUGCCAUGACAACAGCCUUCUUCCUCCACAGCUUGUGUAUGUUCAUCGAGUUUGCCACCAGAGGGAGCUUUCAGUGGGGUCUCCUCUCUAUUGUAAAAUAAUCUCCUGUGUCCCUCUGAAACUGGGAUCUUCAUUUCUACAGUAUGCUAGGCAUUUGACUGAUUUCAUUCAUCUCUCUCUCUCUCUCUUUGUUUAUUUCCAUCACCUCGAUGGACUGAUUGCCUGUUUCCUUUAUCUUUUUCUAUGAUAUAAAACUAAGACGCUGAGCACCUGUUUAUUUAAAGGUUCCUCUUUUGAAACAAAAACAAUAUACCUACUACUGCUGUUUCACUUUUCAAUGCAUGGCUAGUAGGGUUACUGCACACAGACACACGAAGUACACAUAUCCAAGUGAAUGGCAAGCAGCUCAACAAUCUGUAAGGGAAUGAUGUAGAAUCACGAGGUUGAUAUUUAAUUAACUGUAAAUAUGUAUUUGUUCAACAUUGACAGACUGCUAAUUUGAUUUCUACUGAUAGUGACACUGGAGCAAAGUAGAGAGAUUACAGUGAACUGUCCUUGGUCCAUGCUUACCCCUGUGUCGCGUACAAGACGUAGUGUAUGUUGUAAAUAAAUGUAUAGAAAGUAGACAUACAGGCGCCUCAUCCAGACUAAUUAAGAAACGCUCGCAGCUGAGGCUGAUGCAGGAUGGAUUUUGUUUUGUUGUGGUUAUUACCAAGUCGGUCUGACAACAGUAACUGCAGGUGUAAGAGAUUUCAGAGCUGUAAUGACUUGGAAUGAAUUUUGAAUGUCAUUAGCCCUGCAGGUAUUUUCCUUCAGCUUAGAUUAGGUGCAGUAACUGUCAGCAUAUUUCAAUGAAAUGACAGAACCAUUUUACUUUUGUCCAGUCCUCAAAGUUGCACUGCUUGCUGACCCUCACCGUGGGGAGCUUUCAUUGGAAAUCACUCAGCUGUUAAAAUUAUAAAUCACAGAUCACUGCAGGCUUUGCUAUGAUUGAUGUGACUUUUGGGGUCAAAUACAGCAAAGGCCCUCUGAAAAGCCAUAUUGUACCACCUCUGACUGUUUAACUCUGGUUUUUAGUGACGUCCUAGUCUCCGUUUUCUUUUGACUUGGCAGUUUCAACGAGGGAAAAGGAAUGACUAGAUUGACCGGUAGCCACAUGUCAGUUAUACUGUAAUGCAGUGUGCCUACUGUACAGUGAAAGCGUCCUGCUAAUACUUGGUCCUGGUAUCACAGUGUAAUCAAACCUUUAAUAAAGCAUUAAACGGGAUGUUUUAUAGUUAUGUAAAUGGAUAGACUUUGAUCUUGUUUUUGUUUUUUUUUUCUCAGUAUGAUGGAUAAAAGGGAUGGCCUCAUAUUUCCCCAUUUAUUUAUUUGCUUUUAAUCUGGUCAAAGGUUAAAGCAUCAUCCGCACAUUACACAAUUCUCUGGGGUUAUUGUGACAACUCACAACUUACAGUCUUGCACCUUAUAUAAAGGAGGCCAUCUGAAAAUUCAGACUCUGAUGUUUGCCACCCCCCAACCAUUCCCACUGUUCUUUCAGACACUGUUUAGCAUCUUGUUCUGCUGCUUUCAGUCACAGUCCGCCAGAACAAGCACCUCAGACCUGCA
Scatophagus argus is the source of this 5939-nucleotide messenger RNA. It is a transcript of the gene mapk8ip2, whose product is annotated as mitogen-activated protein kinase 8 interacting protein 2. Bases 450 to 4325 code for a protein of 1291 amino acids. Gene Ontology annotation, biological process: regulation of JNK cascade. Lineage: Eukaryota; Metazoa; Chordata; Actinopteri; Scatophagidae. Gene Ontology annotation, molecular function: protein binding. The record is from RefSeq and is a predicted model, not a curated record. Gene Ontology annotation, cellular component: cytoplasm. The transcript has 14 exons.